AUGUCGGUCCUUCAGAGGUUGCAGAAGCUGUCAGAGUUGCAUUGCAUGCUCCUCGCCGUCCAAUAUGCUACCGAAUCGAACAUCGACGCUCUACGAGCAUUGACAGCGCUGCGCGAACCCGACCUGUCACUAGGCCUGAUGCUGAACAUUCUCCUCACAUACCUGCCAGAAGGAGCCGAGCCGAAGACAUACGUUGAGUACCUGAACGAGCUUGUGACCAACGCGCGGCAUCCUGGCGACGACCCCGCGGCCCAUUUGGACAUUGCUGCGGUCGAGGCACUGUCCAAACCACAGGCCAAGAAGCGAAGAAAAGAAAUAGAUCUCUUGCCGCUUGUGCACCCCCAGUACGAUGCAGAGCUCGAGCUCGACUCCGUCACCCACUUCCUGAUUCACCGCGCGCAUCGCAUCGACGCCCAAACUGGCCUGCUCGAUCUCGUGCCUCAGCUCAUCGUGUCAUUCCUCGGCCACUCCGAGUACCUCCGUACGUGGUUCAUAUCGACCGUUCUGCCGUUGCUGCGCGUCAGCUACGAAUACUACCCACAGAGUGGUAAAUUAUCCUUGGACGAGUUCGCUGCAUUGAGGGGAAAGCGCGCGAUAGACUUUCAUUUCUCGAACCUUCGCGCCUCAAGGAAGACAGGAGCAGACACACAAAAUGCGGCACGAGACCUCAGAGGCAUCGUCUCGCCAUGGAUAUGCGGAGCCAACGACCGAAAGAGACGAAAGAUCUCGAGCGGCAACCGCAGGGCAUCAACAGCAGGAGAGUCCACAAAAGAGUCAGACGACUGGGACUGCUUGUUCCAGUGGCUCUUGCGCACUUCAAAGGACGACCUGCCUCUGGUCACUGCAGCUAUUACUGAGUGGGACGGGCCCGAGGACAUGGAUCUAGGUGGCUUUGAAGAAGGCCGUGAUUACGUGGAUGAGGAAACACAACGUCGCUUGGAGAUCAAGUACGCGCAGACAGCGCUCUCGUGCCUAUACAUGGUCGAUGCGAGCGAUGUUGGAUCACUGCAAACAGCUCAUACCCUGCUCACGCGGGUAUGCGACCUUCUGCAUUACGAUCCACCACCAGACCUCAACAUCGGUGUGGAGUCGCUGCCAGCAUACGAUCUCAGAAUUCCGAUCCUGCAAGACGCCACGUCCUCCCUGAUCCAAGAGGAUCGCCUCCUCGAAUCUGACAACGACAUCACGAAACCGGAGCAAGGAACCUUCCGGAUAAUCGAGCUUAUCCUCUUCUCAGCAUGUGUCUUAUCGAGCUUACAGCACCCCGCUUCUCCUCGGGCAGUCGCCAAGAUGUCUUUACAGGAUGACUAUUCCGGGCAAUCUUUGCUGCUCCAGAAAGUGCUGCACACCCUGACGAGCGGCCCAAAGAAGGACAGCGAUCAAUGGCGGACCAUCAGAUCUAAACUACUCUGGUUGUGGAACUGGGGAACGGAUGCUCACGACAACGAUCGUCACGGUCAAGGCAUCUUCGGCAUGCUUGAGAAAACGACGAUCGAAACGGAUAUCCUGAAAUCACUCAUCGAGGGCAACCACUUCCCACUUGCAGUGCAAAUUUACAUCAAGCCAGCGUUCAGUGAAACCCCUCUUCUGCUUUCUGAAGUAGAGAAGGUUGUACUUUCGGCCGCUUUGCAUCACUACGACAAUGCUAGCAACGGCAACCGCAACAGAGGUGGCAUGAAACGCUGCACGGAGAUCGUUGCUGCAUUUGCUCCUCACUUCCCUGAAUCUUCACGCUUUCAACGAAUACAUGCAUUGCUCUCAGCGACGCAUGCAAUGUCCUUUUACUCGUUGAUGCUUCAGCACGGCGUACCUUUUCAGCCCGUCAGCAUCAGGGUCAGCUCUGAUCCUCUAUCGCUCAUACAAAAACUACUUUCGCAGAACUUCGGCAGUUACACCAAACUGGAUGAUUUAAUCUCGAUAGGUCAGAACCUGGUUGUGUCGAUGCCAUCGACCAUCAUGGACGAUACCAAAGACGCCGGCCCGCUCGAUGCGAUAACAGUCGAAAACAAGAAAGCGGCUGCUGAACGUCGGGUGAUUGGCAUGGCUAUUGAUGCUUCCUUAGAGGAAGGCGACUUCGAGACAGCAUAUUCUUACGUUGUGAACCGCCUGACUCCAUCUGCGACACAGUCACCAGCCGCUUCGACAUCGUCACAGCGCUUCUCAUUCGAUUCCAAUGCCUCCGCAAAGCAAUUCGUUGAUGCAGAAGAUGUCGCCUGGCGUGCAGCCCUUCGUGCCGGCCGCUACAGCCCUCCACUAUCUUCGUCUACAACCUGGUCCCAUGCAACGGCUGCACGACCCGAUAUACGCCGACUUGAGCAACGAAUGGAGCUGCUGUCACAGGCUCUUCUUCUAGCCCCACCGAAUCAUCUCGAAGAAGUGCUCAACGUAUGGCAGCAAUGCGAAACCGAGAUGACCGAGUUUCUCGCGCAAGAGGGCGAGGCCGAAGAGCGCUUUAACGACGCCGCCGACCGAAAGCUACCUGGCGCUUUCGACAUGGGAGCAAUUCCUACAGUACAGCCGCGUCGCGAAGUCGGACGAGGGGCCGUUGAGGAGUCUCCUAUGGGUUUGUUCGAUGUGGCCCGAGGCGCAGCCGCUGCUUUCUCCAAGAGCGCGUUCCCGCUACGUAGUAACACGCAGGCUUCAUCGAGGCCCGAAUCGCGAAAUGCCGCCCGUGUCAGCAUGGACCUGAGCGACUCAGAUAGCAUGCAUGGGCACGAAGAGCGCGUCAGGACAAGGGAUCUGCUCGCCAACACGGCUUCCGGCGCGCUGCAGUCGGGUCUCGGCUGGGUAUUGGGUGCCAAAUCAACGAACGACCAGAAUAGAUAG
Molecule: messenger RNA, 2826 nt
Organism: Ascochyta rabiei
Lineage: Eukaryota; Fungi; Ascomycota; Dothideomycetes; Pleosporales; Didymellaceae
Exons: 2
Coding region: 1-2826 (941 amino acids)
Biological process (GO): retrograde vesicle-mediated transport, Golgi to endoplasmic reticulum
Source: RefSeq, a predicted model, not a curated record